GAAAGUUGAGGCCGUGCUGCCGCCGGGUCUCCGGCCUUGAGGGCUCCGGCUCGCAGCGGCGGCGGUGGCCGCAAGAAGAGGCGGCGGGGGCGGGGGGAGAGGAGGGCCUGGGCCCGCGCUCCCCCAGCCCCAGAGGAGCAGGCGGCGGCCGCGGACGGAGAUUCGCCCCGGCGGUCGGACACUCCUGCCGUCCCCGCCUGGGAUCAUGACCCAGGUGGGCGCCGCCGCCGCCGCCGCCGCCGCCGCGGCCGAGACCGCGCAGCCCGCGGUAAGAAGAAAACAAAACUUAUAGACCACCCUCUGGCAGAAGAUGAUAGAUUUGGAUCAGUAACAGGAGGUGUUGGAAGCCAGGAAUCAAAAGUGAAGAAAUUCUGCAAAUCCUUAGGGAGAAAACAGGAAACCACACUUGCCAUCUCCUCCACUGUACAGAACAGGUAUCCCAACUUGACAGACCUCUUUUGAAAGGUUGUCAGACCCUGGUUUCAUUAAUUGUGAGUUUUGACUGUUCAUAUGGGAUUGUUCUUCUUUCCUGAGGUUCCUAUCACUGUAACCACUGUAACCAUGCCAGAAAUGACAGAGAAUGAGACUCCUACAAAAAAGCAGCACAGAAAGAAAAACCGGGAGACACACAAUGCAGUGGAGAGGCAUAGAAAGAAGAAAAUCAAUGCUGGGAUAAACAGAAUAGGAGAGCUGAUCCCGUGUUCCCCUGCACUGAAGCAGAGCAAGAACAUGAUUCUGGACCAAGCCUUUAAAUAUAUAACAGAAUUGAAAAGGCAAAAUGAUGAACUCCUGCUUAAUGGAGGAAACAAUGAACAAGCUGAAGAGAUUAAGAAGCUACGCAAACAACUGGAAGAAAUUCAAAAAGAAAAUGGCCGAUAUAUUGAAUUACUGAAAGCAAAUGACAUAUGCUUAUAUGAUGACCCCACAAUCCACUGGAAAGGAAAUCUUAGAAACUCAAAGGUCUCUGUUGUUAUUCCCAGUGACCAGGUUCAAAAAAAUAUCAUUGUUUAUUCCAAUGGGAGUCAUCCUGGUGGAAACAGCCAGGGAACAGCUGUUCAGGGGAUAACCUUUAAUGUUGGUCAUAAUUUACAAAAGCAAACCGCCAAUGUGGUGCCAGUACAGAGGACUUGCAGUCUUGUGACUCCUGUGUCUAUUUCUGGAGUUUACCCUUCCGAAAACAAGCCAUGGCAUCAGUCCACAGUUUCUACAUUGGCCACCAACCAGCCUGUUCCUCUUUGUCUUCCUGCUACCAUUUCUGCUCAAAAUAUUCUUGAACUUUCCACCUCCGAAAGUGAAUCAAGUAUGCCUGGCGUGACUAGUGGCUCAUUGAUCACUGUUCCUGUUGGGCCUGAACCUCACCAACAUUGUUCCUUGCACACAUGUCUAAAUGAUCAAAGUUCUUCUGAAAAUAAGAAUGGGCAGGAGAGCUCCACAUUACUGAAGAAAAUGGUCCCUUGUGUCACAAGUGUCCCCGCCAGCUCCCCAGCCACUGCCACCAAAGCACACUAUGGCAGCAAGUCAUGCCUGAGCACACAGGAUUUCAGAAGUGAUUUUCAAACCACCUUUGUUGUUUCAGUUACCACCACAGUCUGCUCCCAGCCUCCCAGGUCUGCAGGUGAUUCUUGUCCCGUGAGUAUGAACAAGGGUGCGGACUCAGCAAGUGUUACUGCAGUGGUGGCCCCAUGUUCCCCUGGAGUGGGGAAGGCCACCACUCCUGUAAGCACUCUUUCUGCAAACCCUUUGGACAGUCGUUGGAUGCUUUCUUAUUCUUUGCCUUCUUCAACUGUUAGUACUUCUGAUUUGAAAAACAUUAAUAGCCUUACCCGAAUUCCCUCAGCUGGAAACACGCAGACAACGUGGACUACUUUGCAACUGGCAGGAAACACUAUUCAGCCCUUAAGCCAGAUACCAUCUUCUGCAGUGCCCCCAGUAUUAAAUGAAUCUGGUACUAGUCCCACCACAACCAACCACAGUAGACAUGGAGCUACAGGCACCAACUUGAGUAAUUCUUUUCCAGCAGAUGGGCAGCCAGUUGAGCAAGUAGUUGUAACCUUGCCUUCUUGUCCAUCUUUACCUAUGCAGCCGCUGACUGCCCAGCCACAAGUUAAAUCUCAGCCUCCAAAAAAUAUCAUUCCAUUGAAUUCAGCAAUGCAGGUGAUUCAGAUGGCGCAGCCAGUUGGGUCGGCUGUUAAUGCAGCUCCAGCUAAUCAAAAUGUUAUCAUUCUUCAGCCACCCAGCACCACACCAUGCCCAACAGUGAUGAGGGCAGAGGUUCCCACCCAAACAGUAGGUCAACAGAUAGUCAUCAUACAGACAGCUAAUCAGAACCCUUUGCCUCUCCUCUCAGCUCCACAUCCUGGUUCUGUUCGACUCCCUGUCAAUGGAGCCAAUGCUAUAAUUGGGUCUAAUAACUCAAUGCAAAAUGUUUCGACCCCACAAACUUUUGGCGGAAAGCAUCUUGUUCACAUAUUACCAAGACCUUCAUCGUUACCAACAUCUAAUUCAACUUUUUCUGUUACCAUGUCAAACCAACAACAGCCUCAAACCAUUUCUUUAAAUGGACAGCUCUUUGCUUUACAGCCUGUGAUGUCUUCAUCAGGAACUACAAAUCAAACCCCUAUGCAAAUUAUUCAACCCACCACCAGCGAAGAUCCAAAUACCAAUGUUGCCCUGAACACAUUUGGUGCUUUGGCCAGCCUCAAUCAAAGCAUAUCACAGAUGGCUGGGCAAAGCUGUGUGCAAUUGUCCCUUAGCCAGCCUGCCAACUCUCAGACUGCUGCAAAUAGUCAGACCACUCCAGUUAACUGUGUUUCAUUAACAACAACCAUAGCAUCUUCCAUGACAACAGAUAAUUCAGCCACACUAACCAGUACUUAUAAUUUAGUGACUACUCCCUCAGUGAACAUGGUAACUUCUUUGCCUAAUGUGAAAUCAAAAAGGUUGACUAAGAAGCCAGGUGCCAAGAAAUAUUUAGCAUCUAACAAGUCAGCCUGCCCUCUAAAUCCAGUCAGAGAUAUGGACAAAUUAGACUGCCCUGGCCCUGAAGGCCCCGCGGAGCCAUCGUAUAAUGGCGGACUGCUGGAAAGCCUCCCUGUGGUAUUACCGUCUGCCGCUUUGGCCCCGGCAAAUAGUGUAAGUGUUUCUGGUCUACAUUCCUUAGAUGCUCUGGAUUCUGAAUCAGUGAUACCUGAGUCUAAGUCAGCGGAAGAGUCUAGCUCACCCUCCCAAGAAUCUGUAACAAGUGAACAUUUUACAGUGGCCCCAGCAAAAUCCAAAGAUUGUGUCCCUAUUUUACAACAAGACACAUCUCAGGAGAAGCCACCGACUAGUUUGGCAUUGUCAGAUGCUGCUACAUCCUGCACUUCAGCUAACGUGUUGAUUCCAUCUCCAAAUGAUCCCCACAUUUUGGUUUCUCAGGUUUCUGAUUUGUCAUCUGCUGCAAGCACUACAAGUACUGACUGUGUUUCUGAGGUGGAAAUCAUUGCUGACUCUUGCAGGGUUGAGCAAGGUUCAUCAGAUACAGUGCAAACCACAGGUCACUUAAAGGGGCAAGGUUUAACUGAACUGCUAUCUGGUCUUGCUAAAGAAAAAAACCCUCGGAAACCACCUCUUUCAGUCCAGGUGGACCAUCCUGAUUUUUCUUCAGAAAGUUCUAAAAUAGUGGAUUCAAGUGUUGAUUUGCAUCCCAAACAAGAGCUGUUGCUGAUGAACAGUGAUGACAGAGAUCCAGGACAGCAUCAUGCCUGCAUUCCUGAUCAGGAAGUUAUGAGUGGUUCUUUGCUCACCAGUAGACAGGCUGACUCUCCCAUGUCAACGAGCUCUGGCAGUAGUCGUAGUUUCUCAGUUGCAUCCAUGCUUCCUGAAACAAGUAGAGAGGAUGUCACCAGCAAUGCAACAACUAAUACUUGUGACAGCUGUACCUUUGUAGAGCAAACUGAUAUAGUUGCUCUUGCAGCAAGAGCUAUUUUUGACCAGGAGAAUCUUGAGAAGGGAAGAGCUGGCACCCAGGCUGAUAUGAGGGAAGUUACUUCAAAGCCUUCUGAAGCAUCAUCUUUAGAGGGAGACCAACCUUUCAAAACACAGGUAUCUAAAGAGAAUGGCUCAGGACAGGCAGAGGCAACACCAAAUGAAUUCAAUCCUCAGGAUUCAGUUGAAGCAACUGUGGAUAGGCCCCUUGAAAAACCAAGUUGUUCCAUAGGAAUUAAAACAUCAAAUGCCUCUUUACAGGUUUCAACUUCUCAGCCCCCAAGCAUCACCAGUUUAAGUGUGAAUAAUCUCAUCCAUCCGAGCAGCAUCAGCCAUCCUCUUGUCAGCUGUGCUGGUUUAUCCCAAACUUCAGAACAAACAGCUGUCCCUGCAACAGUUGAUCUGACUAUUGGAUCUAGCUCCUACGUCAGUCAGCCUCCCGGACCAUCUCUCAUGACUGAAUAUUCCCAAGAACAGCUGAAUACUAUGACUGGUGCCAUACCAAACCCACAGACUCAAGAACUCUUAAAGCCAAGUCAUGAAAACCGUAAAGACUCUGCGAAGCGUGCUGUCCAAGAUGACCUCUUAAUGUCUUCAGCUAAACGUCAAAAGCAUUGCCAGCCAGCCCCCGUCAGGCUUGAUGGUAUGACCCUAAUGAGCCGCACUCCAGACAGCAUUUCUGAUCCAACUCAAAUGAUGGUUAGUCAGAUCCCUCCCAGCUCUUCAAACUCAGUUGUGCCGAUUAGCAACCCAGCACACGGAGAUAGCCUUACAAGAUUAUUCCCACCUGGUAACAACUUUGUGGCCCCUGCUUUGAGGCAAACUGAAGUUCAGUGCAGUUCUCAGCCUUCGGUUGCUGAGCAGCAGCAAGCCCAGGCCAGUCAACAUUUACAGGCCCUGCAACAGCAUGUUCCAGCACAGGCGGUAUCUCACCUGCAUAGUAACCAUCUCUACCUGAAGCAGCAGCAGCAAGCAGGGCAGCUAAGAGAGAGGCAUCCCUUGUAUCAGCUGCAGCACCAUGUGCCCCAUGCAGACAGCUCUGUCCACCCUCAGCCCCACAGUGUCCACCCACAGAGAGCUUUGCAGCAGGAAGUUCAGCUGCAGAAAAAGAGGAGCCUUGUUCCGGGCACACAGACAUCUCAGCUUUCCUUACAAACGAAGCACCACGGCACUGACCAAUCCCAACCCAAGAGUGGUCAGCCACAUCCCCACCAUCAGCAGAUGCAGUCACAGAUGCAACAACGCUUUGGAAGCUCCCAGCAGGAGAAGAGCUGUGAAAACCCAUCAACGAGCCGGAACCACCAUGCCCACCCCCAGAACCAUCUCAGUCAGGAUAUUAUGCACCAGCAGCAGGAUGUUGGAAGCAGGCAGCAAGGUUCAGGGGUUUCUUCUGAACAUGUAUCUGGGCAUAACCCGAUGCAGAGGCUCUUGACAUCUAGAGGCAUAGAGCAGCAAAUGGUGUCCCAACCAAGCAUUGUGACUAGACCUUCAGACAUGACCUGUACCCCACACAGGCCAGAGAGAAACAGAGUUUCAAGUUACUCUGCUGAGGCGCUCAUUGGAAAGACAUCUUCUAAUUCAGAGCAGAGAAUGGGUAUAUCAAUUCAGGGUUCCAGAGUUUCAGAUCAGCUUGAAAUGAGAAGCUAUCUGGAUGUUUCCCGAAAUAAGGGUUUGGCCAUUCAUAACAUGCAGGGUCGUGUGGAACAUGCUGUUGCCUCAGAUAUCCGCCUUUCUGACUGUCAGACAUUUAAACCAACUGGAGCCAGUCAACAGCCCCAGAGUAAUUUUGAAGUACAAUCUUCAAGAAAUAAUGAAAUAGGUAACCCUGUAUCAUCAUUGAGGAGUAUGCAGUCCCAGGCUUUUCGAAUUAGUCAAAACCCUGGCCCACCACCAAUCGACCGACAAAAGAGAUUACCGUAUCCAUCAGUUCAGAGCAUCCCAGCAGGAAAUGCUGUCCCAGCAAGGGACAGUGAAAAUACAUGUCACCAAAGUUUCAUGCAAAGUUUACUUGCCCCUCACCUUGGUGAUCAGGUCAUUGGGAGCCAGAGAUCUCUCUCGGAACAUCAGAGGAAUACACAGUGUGGUCCAUCCUCUGCAGUUGAAUAUAGUUGUCCCCCAACUCAUGAAGGUGUCCAUAUUAGAAGAGAUAGUGAGAGUCAGAAUAGAGAAAGUUGUGACAUGUCCUUAGGUGCCAUUAACACCAGGAACAGCACCUUGAAUGUUCCAUUUUCGAGUUCUUCUUCCUCAGGAGAUAUUCAAGGUCGAAACACAAGUCCCAAUGUUUCUGUACAGAAGUCCAAUCCCAUGAGGAUCACUGACAGUCAUGGGACCAAAGGCCAUAUGAACCCUCCAGUCACAACUAACAUACAUGGGAUUGCAAGGCCAGCUUUGCCCCAUCCAUCUGUGUCUCAUGGAAAUGCUGAUCAAGGGCCUCCUGUACGUCAGACAAAUUCUUCAGUUCCUCAGCGAUCGAGGCAUCCCUUGCAAGACAGCAGUGGUUCCAAAAUUCGUCAACCUGAAAGGAAUCGUUCUGGAAACCAAAGGCAUAGUAAUGUCUUUGAUCCAAGUCUUCCCCAUCUUCCUCUGUCUACUGGUGGCAGUAUGAUUCUUGGACGCCAACAACCCACUACAGAGAAGAGAGGAAGCAUUGUUCGUUUCAUGCCCGAUAGCCCACAAGUACCUAAUGAUAAUUCAGCACCUGACCAGCAUACACUAUCACAAAAUUUUGGUUUUCCUUUUAUUCCUGAGGGUGGCAUGAAUCCACCAAUAAAUGCUAAUACUUCUUUCAUUCCACAGGUUACCCAGCCUAGUGCCACUCGAACUCCAGCCCUCAUCCCUGUAGAUCCCCAAAAUACACUACCUUCUUUCUAUCCCCCAUACUCUCCUGCUCAUCCUACACUGUCCAAUGAUAUUUCGAUCCCCUAUUUUUCUAAUCAAAUGUUCUCCAAUCCUAGCACAGAGAAGGUAAACAGUGGAAGUUUAAAUAACCGAUUUGGAUCAAUUUUAUCUCCUCCCAGACCUGUUGGUUUUGCUCAACCGAGUUUUCCUCUUCUCCCUGAUAUGCCACCGAUGCACAUGACCAACUCUCACUUAUCCAAUUUUAAUAUGACAUCAUUGUUUCCAGAAAUAGCUACAGCUCUUCCUGAUGGCUCCGCAAUGUCACCUCUGCUUACAAUAGCAAACUCCUCUGCCUCUGACUCUUCCAAGCAGUCCUCAAACAGACCUGCCCACAACAUAAGCCAUAUUUUAGGUCAUGACUGCAGUUCGGCUGUUUAAAUACCAAUAGACUAAACGUACAUGUAAUGGGUGAGAUUACAAAUGUAUCUGUGUGUGCAUGCACACAUACGUGCACGUGGAGAGAGAGUUUGUGCGUAUGUAUGUCUAUGUAUGAUCAAUGUCCAGUUACCUUCUGAAUGUAAGGAAGCCAUGUCAGAGAUGAUGGGUUGCCAGAAACAAAUUAUCUUUCAUUUUUAACUGCAUGGUGUGCUUUUUAAAUUUUCCCAGCAGAUUUGCAUUUUCAAGUUUGUAAUCUUCUGUUCCCUAAAAUAUUAAUCAGCUGAAAGUUGGGGGCUGUCAUCUUGGUGUGUGCUAGGUAGAAGAAAGAAGCCUAGAUUUUAAACUUGAUAAUUUGUCAAGUAGUGUGUUGAGAUAAUUGAGUUGCUCUCCCAAAGUACUGACAGUUUGAUGUAACACAAUGGCUCAUAACCAAAUGCCAACUGAUGUCAGCAUUCAGAACAGUUUCUUACCCAUGGUAAAUGUUGAAUUAAUAAAGAACGAAUGUCUAUGGUUAAAGUCAAACAGUUGGCAAAUAAAUGAGUUGUUUAAUCAGCCUUAUUCCCAAGGUUUGGUUUAGGUAGAGGGUUCUUAAUUAUAGCAAAGCAUAAAAUACCUGAAUUUUAUGUCUUGCUCUUCAAAUUAGGGAGCCAUGCUAUCCUUUAAUGUGCCAAGAUCCUGUAAAGCAAAGGUCUUCCUUAAACAAUUAGCCUUAAAAAUAGAAAGCAAAAAUGCAAAGUACAGAGAUGUUCUGUAUUCUGUAGUAGCAUUUUGCAUCAGGCCGUAAGGAUAAAAGCAGUUAUAUCGUGAAGUUUUGCAUGUGUUCAGUUAAAGAUUGUUGUUUCAUCAAGUGAAUUUGUUUUAGUGUUUUCUCUUUGUUCUAUUUAUUUGGUCUUGAAGUAAAUUUUUUUUACAUUUGUUUAAUCGUUGGGGACUGAUCAGUAAAUAGGAUCUUGGGAAUCUACAUAAUUAUUUGAGUCUUUUUAAAUAUUUCUAAGGAGAGUUUUAAGCUCUGUCAGUAUCUUUAUUUACUGAUAUUUAUGUUUAAAAUAUGGCAUUGUAUGUUGCAUUAUCUUUCAUAGUAGUAUUAUAACCAGAAGAUGAGUUUGUUCAUUAUUUUUCCUGAUGGUAGAUGCGAAAUGGUGCUUCAAAUAAUUGUCUUUAUGUAUGUCUGUCUGUGUGAGUGUGUGAGUACACGGACAGAGAUUUUUAAAGUAUAAACUGGUCCUUUAAAAAUAGGCCUGCCAUCUGCGAAAUGGGAAAUUGAGACCUGCUGAAGUAUAGAAAACCUGAUGUCAGGGUUUCAAAAAGCCCCACUUAAGUUAAUCAUAAAUCUAAAAAAUAUGUAUGUAUAUAUACACUCAUAUAUUGCUUUUGCAAACUUAAAAAAAAAGCCCUAGGGAAACAACCAUAUACACUUAUAUGCCCCAACCCGUUAUUGUCUGUUGUUAUACUCUGCCAAAAAUGGAGUGAGUGAAAUGGGAAGGAUGCAUAUGAACUGUCCUGUCUGCUCUACUAACAGAGUGAACCCAAAUGCAAGCAUUUAAUUUUUUCCCCUUAAGAAAGCCUCCUAAGGCCUGGGCAGGGCAGUUAAUUCCAGCGAAUACCUCUUCCAAAGACUCAGCAAAAGGGUCACCUGUGCCUCUUCAACUGUUCUUACCAAACUUCCCGAUCUCUUCCUGCUUCUGACUGAGGCAGCCACCUGGGCAGAAAAACAUUGUGAAGAAGGAAAACUUCUGUAUUUGCUCCCUUUGGAAUGGUCAUAGGGAGGAAUAGAAGUUACUUAAGACAACAGAUAAACACAGUAGUUAAAACCCGUAUUUGAGGAGAAAAAAUGAGAGUUUCUACUUGUUUUCUAACCUUAACUGAGUUUUAAGCUUAACAUUCACAUGUUUCCUUGUACUUGAAAGGUUCAGUCUGCCAGUUUUAAGGACAGUUUUCAACGUGGUUGGCUUCGUUUUCACUCCACCCCCUCUUUCUCACUGUCUCUGUCUCCGUCUCUCACGUAUACAGCACAGUAGCCAUUGAGUUUGGAAGAACUGGUGACUGUUAUCUGUAAUUGGAACUAAGGUAACAAGCUAAGAGAAGAUCAGUUUGAACAUUGUAGUGGAAGAGCUUCAAAGCCUGGGACUUCCAGAUAUUUCUCUAUUGCACUGAUUAUAAUUUUCUGUCUAACUCUGUUCAGAGAUAGCAUUUACAUUUCUCAGAGCUCUCACUCCACUCAUAUAACACUUAGAUCCCAAGUGAGUCUCUAAGUAAGGCUAUUUGACCAUCUGAAGAAAGAUGUGACCACCUGCAAAUAAUUGGGUUCCUGUGUACCUGUAGCUCUGAAUUUACAGAUAUGCGUGUGUAUGUAAGAGACCAUUUUAUGUAG
Molecule: messenger RNA, 9613 nt
Organism: Manis javanica (Malayan pangolin)
Lineage: Eukaryota; Metazoa; Chordata; Mammalia; Pholidota; Manidae
Gene: USF3
Product: upstream transcription factor family member 3
Biological process (GO): positive regulation of transcription by RNA polymerase II; negative regulation of epithelial to mesenchymal transition
Molecular function (GO): DNA-binding transcription activator activity, RNA polymerase II-specific; protein dimerization activity; RNA polymerase II transcription regulatory region sequence-specific DNA binding
Source: RefSeq, a predicted model, not a curated record